CACACCGUCUGCCUCCGCCAGAGGUGCAAAUUGAUGCGUGCGCCUGCGCUAAGUAAAGCUCGCCGCUCGCCAGCCAGCUCAGUCAAGCCCCAACCUCCGCAGUGAACGAUCGUGUACACUUGUGCCGCGAAACAAAUACGAUAACUUAGUUACAGAUCAGAAUAAACAAAAUUUAAGUACCGUUGUAAACAAAUAAUAUGACAACGUAAUAUUAAGUGAAGCCGCGAUGUCUUUUUGUAGAAUUACGGGCCGCAGCAGAGGCCUGCCCAAGCCAAACUACUUCCCGCUCCUCGCGCCGAUCUCUCCCGCGGAUGCCAAGCGCUGCUGCAGGAUCACCGGCAAAUCAUACGGUUUGCCCACUCAUCACUACAUUCCAGUACUUUUGACGGCGAGUUCUUCUAAAACAAAGUGCAAAAUAACAAAUGUGGCCGGCGAACUUGGACCCCACCAUUAUUCGCCAGAAAUUAAUUAUGGCAACAGAAAACAUGACCUGCUUCCGGAUUACAGAUACAUAUUCCCUAUUCUCGACGGCUCUACCGAAGCUCAAAAAGCAUUAAUGGAUAUGUUAUUAACUAAACAAGUUACUGAAGAAAAGCGAUACGUUUAUACUGUUCAAGAAAGACGCUGUGGAUUAGUGUUCUCUGCUCGUAUGGAAGCAGCCGUGCGUGAUGGAGACGUCAGGGAUGUGAUGCUCGCCAAAGAUUCGGAUACGGUUCUUAUAAAAACAAAACAGGGUCGAAGUGUUUCUAUGGACUUUAAAGAUUUUACCGAAGAUGUAGAAAUGUAUGAAGGAGAAGGGCCGAAUGCGGAAGUGCUAAAGUUGAGAGAACAAGAAGAACUUGAAGAAAGGAAGAAAAAAAGAAAACGGGCAGCGGCAUUAUCGUCGAUGAAAAAAAUAUUUGAAACUAAGGAAAAACUUGCAGAAGUUCAAGAAAUCGAAGAAGAAAUACUGCGUCAAGAUCGUUUGGCCAAAAAAGCUAAAUUAGAGAAAAUUAAACAUGAAAAAUACGACUCUAAAAGCUAUUCGUGUGACAAUUUUAACAUAAAUGAAAUGCGAUCCAAGUCUAGCAUUGCUGUAUGUAACGGAGAAUGGAAAGAUCAAAUACACCCAUUGAUGGAAACAUGGGAUUGGGACUUACUUGAAAAGGAAACAAAAGAUGAGCAUUUUAUUCCUAGGAGCACAACAUUACCUUCACCCGUGAAAAUAACACCUUAUCAUUGUGAAACAGAAGUAUACCAAGUUGAUAGAAAUAUUAGUGAAGUGACAAUACCUCUAGAAAGCGUUCCUUGUGUGAACCCUUUAAAACCGAUUAAAAACCGGCCAUGUGAAACAAUAUUACAAGCUGUGAAGGAGCUUUCGCAGGAGCGCUUAAAUGAAACUACUGAUGUGACUGAAAAACUAUUCGAAGAAAAUAAAUUAGACAUGUUGCCCACAUUAGAAAUUUUGCCUAAUGUUGUAAAGAACAUUAAAAAAGGUAAAAAAGAAAAAAUCGCUAAAAUAUCGGGAUUAACUUUAGAUAUUAAUAAGGCAAAAACCUUUAUUCCUGGGCAACAUAUAAAUACACCUAAAGGACUAAUUUUCGUUCCCGGCCAGACUGUUGAAACCCCAGUUGGACCUGUUUUUGUUCCAGGUCUAAGUGUAAACACGCCUACUGGCCCCGGUCUUAUCCCUGGCCACAUAGUAACAUCAGGAAAUACACAAGAGCCAUUCCUCCUUGCUGGCCAAGUUUUACAGACAGCAAACGGUGAAGAAUUUGUUUGCGGACAGACUAUUAAAAAUAAAGACACAUAUCGUUUCACAGAAGGCCAAACAGUUCUGUCAGAAGAAGGUCUUAAAUUUGUACCAGGCAAAGUUAUUAAUAAUGGGCCCGAAGAAAUAUUUGUACCGGGUCAAACAAUUUUGACACCAGAUGGUGCGCAAUUUAUUCCCGGUCAAACAAUCACAGAAAAUGGAGAAAUAUCAUUCACACCGGGGCAAAAUGCUAAAAUAAAUAAUGAAUGGCAGUUUGUUCCAGGACAAGCUGUACAUCAAGAUGAUGAAUUACAUUUUGUUCCUGGAGCUACAUUGGCAACACCAAAUGGUCUAAAAUUUGUACCAGGCCAAACUGUUAUAAGCGAUGGUGAGACAUGUUUCGUACCAGGAAUUACAAAAACAACUAAUAAAGGCUUGGAAUUUAUACCAGGGACUACCGUUGAAACAAUUGACGGACCAAAAUUUAUCGAAGGUCAAAUCGUACAUACAGAUUAUGGACAGAAGUUUUUACCUGGGAAAACAAUUGUUCAAGCUAAUGGACAUGUUGAAUUUUCUGUUGCAAAAUCUAUUGAUGAUAUCAAUUUCACUGAGGGCGCUCCCGUAGGUUUGCCAAUAGAUAUUAAAACUUGUUCGGUAUCCGAAGAGUCUCUAUAUGUUUUUGGCCAUAUGGUACAAACGGUUAAAGGGAUAGAAUUUUAUCCCGGUCCUAAAAUGCCUAAAAUAGAAGGUAAAGUUGUUCCUGGAAGACUUGUUAAAAACGGUUUAAAUGAGUCUCGCUUUGUGCCCGGAAUGAUGGUUGAGGGAAUUUUCGUACCGGGACAAAUCGUGUUUACUGAGAACGGUGAGCAAUUUGUUCCGGGACAAGUUGUUGAUACUGCAGAAGGACCCAAAUUUGUACCUGGUCAAGUGGUCAAUACAAAGAGUGGUGCCAAAUUCGUUCCUGGUCAAACCAUUCACACUAUCGACGGCCCUCGCUUCGUUCCUGGUCAAAUAAUUGAAACGAAAGCUGGUCCCACAUUUAUACCCGGUCAAGUUAUUUGGACUGAAGAGGAAGGAUCACGGUUCGUUCCCGGUCAAGUCGUUGAUACCGAAGAAGGUCCAAGAUUUGUUCCAGGUAGAGUUAUUGAAACAGACGAUAAUGGCGUUACUUUUGUACCUGGUCAAAUUGUACAGACACCUGAAGGUCUAAAGUUUGUUGCUCCAGAUCUGGUUGAAGGAGAAGAGGGCUUAGAAUUCUCCGUCCAAAGUUUUGUUGUUACACCUGAAGAACUUAAACUUUUGAAAGUGAGAACUAAUCCAAACGACACUACAUCUACUAAAGGCGAACUUACAAUUGACACAAAUAUGUUACGACAAUUAUCCGAAGCCGGCAUGUCGAUCGGUAGACAAGUUCCGGCUGAUCUGCCUGCAAUAAAUAUUAUUUUAAACCAAACAAGAAAUACUGAGGCAUUAAAAGCUUUUAUUACUGACUAUGGUUUAAAAGAUGAUAUUGCUAAUCAACUAAUGGAGAUCGUUACAUCGAUAAUUGAAAUAAGUGGUCAUUUGAAGACUGAUAUUCAUGAAAACAGAGUCGAAAAUGACUCCAAAAAAAGCAGAUUUAACAAAAAACGACUUGACAGCUGCAAUUAUGAAGAUGAACAAGAUGUGCAACAGGAAAAUGUUAAAAAUUCAAUCGCAGCAGCUGUUUUAGCUGCUUUAGUUGCAGCUGAACAGUUUGAAGGAAUAAACAACAAUAACAGCAGAGAAAAAUAUCAACUUAUCUUAAAAUCUAUCGACACUAUAUUGGGACAAGCUAUUGAUGAAAAUUUCGUAUCUGCUAUGUAUAAAAUUCUUCAAACGGAGGAAAGUAAAGAAAUGCUUCGAGAAGAAAUACUUGAAAACUCUUCGAAACAAAAGAUAGAAUUAAUUAAAAUUGCUUUAAACAGUACAUUACACAAACAUUCCCUGCAAGAAGAAGAUAUAAUUGAAAAGUUUUGUGACUUUCUGAGCAGCGAAAAUGAAGUCUUGGGGCCUGCUUUCAAAAAUAUCACUAAAAACGAUGCAAGUGUUCUACGUCACGUACUUAAACAUAUCACUGACUCCAUUUCCUUUAUUAAAACUGAUAAUGAAGCAGCGGAAACACUUCAAAAAGUUAUCGUGUCCGCGGUUCAAGAGAAUAGUACGAAAGAACUAGAAAACAUUUUACAAGAAGGUGAAUCAAGUGAUAUUAAACAAUUUAUUGGACAAUCAAUCGGUCUCGCUCGAGUACUUGGCAUGCACGAUGUUGUCAAAAAAUUAUCAAGUACUCUUGAAAAUGAGACAAACUUAGGGAACUUAUCAAAUGACGCCGAAAGUAUGAGCAUUUUAAAAAGGGUAACAGUUAUGAGAAAACUUGCCGAUAAAACACCUGGUUUAUACUCAGCUCUACAAAAACUAGAAAAUGAUCCACAGCUCGCUCGUACAGAUCCCAAACUAAGGGAUUUAGUACGAGAAAGCGCUGCUCUGAUGAUCAUCCCUGAAGAUCGACCUUUGAUGACUUCUGAUGAGGUUCCAUUAAGUUUACUUCAGCCCGAAAACAGUCUAGCAAUGGAAGACUUUCUAUUCCAAAGGAAGAAACAUCGGGGAGCGUUAUUGAUUAUGAAAAAAGGCUUGCAGGCUGUGGUUCCCCGCGAAGCCAGUCGGUCUGUUCUGACCGGUGAAGUAGCCUACACUGUUCUCGAUGAAAAUGGAAUAAGACACUUUGAACCGCUACAUGUAUUCUCAGCCUUAAAUCUUAGUAAACCUAUCGCACAUCGUUUUAGUAUGUAUAGCUGUCCAGUCGUAGAUGACAACGAGGAGGACCUUCAAACAUUUACUGGCUAUUGUAAUAUAAGUAAUAGUCAAAGAAUAACUAAGUUCGGUGGAUGGAACCGUCGGUACAGCGGUGUACACGACAGGGAAAACACUAGAAGCAGAAUGAGCACUUUGGAUAAUACACCCAGUUACAGACGUUACUCUUCAAGAUCCUUAACUAGAUCUAGGUCUACUUGUAGCAGAAGCCCACCUAAGGUAGAGGAUGUGGUGGUGGCGCCGUGUGACUACACAGCCGCAGCAGAUGAUGAAGUGUCGCUCAAGACCGGCGACAUUGUCGAGGUUCUCGACACAAAAUCCGCCCCCGGGGCAAAGAAGCCGCGCGUGGACCCCGAGCUGGAUGUUAAUGCACAACUCCUCGACAUCUCGGCAGCCAAGCAUAAGCUCGCCGUACGACCGAAGAAAAAUCAUCCGAAAAGACCGAAGAAUACGAACGAUAAUGGAGAAAGAUGGCUGGUGCGCGUGGUCGAAGACGUGCAGGAGGGGGAACUGCACACGCGCCAGGGCUGGGUACCAGCCAGCCUACUCAAGGAGAAGCGCCCCGAAGCUGAUCAGAUCGCCAUUGCCGCAAGGAGGCAGGCGGUGGUGCGCGAGCUGAUCGAGACGGAGGAGGAGUUCGGGCGAGACAUGCGUCAGGUGGCAGCGCGCUACAUGCGCCCACUGGACAAGGCACACACCCCCAAAACAGUCUUCGACAACCGCGAACUGCUCUUCUCAAACUUCCGACAGAUCUGCGAGUUCCACAACACUUCGUUACUGGAGGGGUUGAAGUACUACGCGGGGGAGCCGCGAAUGCUGGGACGCGCGCUGCUGCGCAUGGAGCGCGAGUUUGACAAACACGCCGCCUACUGCCGCGACGAGCCGCUAGCGCAGCGCCUUCUGGCCACAGAACCUGUCGUUAACAAGUACUUCCAGAAAAUAGCGGAUAAGAUCGGAGACGACAAGGGACUUGCGGAACAUCUUAAGCUUCCCAUACAGCGGAUUAACGACUACCAACUACUAUUGAAGGAACUCGUGAAAUAUUCGAAACGCCUCGGCGAAGAUUGCAACGACCUACAGAACGCUCUCGAACUUUUCCUAGGCGUACCCAACCGCGCCACAGAUAACAAAUUCAUAUCGAGUAUCGAGGGCUAUAGAGGGAACAUCUACAAGCUCGGCCGCCUUCUCACACACGACUGGUUCACCGUCACCGUCGAGGGGAAGUCCAGGGAACGAUAUCUCUUUCUGUUCAAAGCGAGGGUCCUCAUCUGCAAAGUCAAGAGGAUCGAAGACGACAGAUCUGUCUUUGUUCUCAAACAUAUCAUCAAGCUUCCCGACACCGAAGUCCAGGACUAUCCAGACGACAAGCUAAAGUUUGAGCUUCACCAGAAAUCCCCACAGCUGGUAUUUGUGCUCGCCGCGCACAAGGAAGCAGUCAAGACCAACUGGCUGAAAGAGAUCAGACAACACUCCAAAGACGUUGUUGCAUUAGCUGAACACGCUGCUGACGAUCUUCAAGUGUUGUCACAAGAACAACAAACAUCAGAACAUCUUUCGCCUGAACCAGAAGAGAAAAAAAUAAAACGGAAACAGACGGAUACAGAAGAAGACCAGAAACAAGAAAAGAAGUCCCGAGCGGAAGAACUUGAAGUAGCCGAGAUAGUUACUAGACAAGAGUCUCUUGAGGUGUUGCAAACCAAAAGAAAAGCGUCUAUAGAAAGCGCUCAAACUAAAAAAGUUGCAAAGACUGACAUACAAGAGUUGUCGCAUAUUAACGAAAGUCAAGACACAGACACGGCAGACGAUAAAAGUAAAGUCACAGCCGAUUUUGAAAUUAAAUCAUCUGUGACUGUACAUGAAAGCGAAACUUGUGAGGUACAAUCAACAUCUCUUUCCGACCCUACUGUAUUAACAGUAAAUCCAGUAGAAGAAGAAAAAAUAUCUGAACCGGGUAAGAUUUCUAGAGAUAAAAGAGCAUUUAAGAGAAUUAAAAUAAAACCUGAGGGUGAAUUAGUAGAUGCUUCAAGUAACGUCGCCGUAUCAAGAACUGAGAAAAUAGAGACAGAAGGAGACGUUACCUCGGCAACUGUUAGAUCUGAAGUUGAUAUACAAAGUGAGGAAACAUUCAUCGUUCCGCCUCAAAUAUCUGAACAUCAGAAAGCGGGAUUAUUCGUGCAAGAAGAAUCAUCUUCAGUUUCAUUAUCCAAACAGACCAAAGUCACUUUAGAGAGUUCGUUAGGAGAACAAACGUCUCAAACUACUUUACAAGUAUCCACAGAACAAAACUCGCAGUCGAAUCCGGUCAGUGAAAAUCAGACGAGAACAGGUCAAAAAGUAUAUUUUGAAGUAAACUCUAAUCAAAAAGACAGUGAAUCAACAGCUGAAUCUGAUGAUCUGACAGUCACUGAAAAUACUGAUAUUAAGAAUAAAACACAAAAAGAUACUAGAAGAUCUAUUUCGCGGAAAGCAUCCGGACAAACAUCUUCAGUUGAUAAAGCUGAGUUAACAACAGAGGAGGCAUCUUUUACUAAAGACAAACAAACACAAGAGCAAAGUACUGUUACUGCCACAACAGAAGCUACACGUUCAUCUACUGCAUCGAUUAGUAGAAAAAGUGAAUCAGUGUUGGAGAAAACUGCUAAUGAAAGUGUGCAAUCUCUCGAAUCAAAUCAAGGUGAAGCGAAGUCUGUAGAAGUUGGUGCAGCUGGAGCUGCUGAGUUUGAGCCAACGGCAUUGAGAAGCAGUCAAACUGUAACCGCAGAAGAAAACGUCGAAGACGAGAUGUCGAGGUUUAAUAGUCGUAGUUCGAGGACUUCUGGAGAAUAUUCCAGUAGUACUCGAAAAUUAUCAAGUGGUGGUCGGUAUGAAUCUUCUACCGGAACCAGCAUGUCUUCUUACUCACGACGUGAGAGUGGGUCACGUAUAGAGAGCGGAAAAUAUGAAGCUAGUGGAACCAUUGAGGGCAUCAGUUCCUCUAAAUAUGAAUCCAAAUAUUCGAGUGCCAGCGCUCGAGUCGAGGGGGGAAGCGCUUACGGUAUUGAAUCUAGCUACGACAGCAAGGCCGAAGGAGGCUCGAAAUAUGGCAUUGAAUCAAACUAUGAAGCUUCUAGUAAGAUCGAUAGCAUAGCUUCUAAGUAUGGCAUCGAUGCAAAUGGUAAAAUCGAAGGUCGGUCCACAAACUAUAUUAUCGAGAGCAGCUACGGUGGAGAAAAAAUCGAUGGCGGAGAUAAAAUUGAAUCUUCUUUCGAAACAACAAGUAAAAUCGAUAGCAUUGCUUCCAAAUACGGUCGCGAUCUCAAUGGAAGGGCCGAAAGACGUUCGUCGAGAUUAAGUAUAGAUGCAAGUUAUGAUGGAGAAAAGAUUGACGGUGGAUCAAAAUACGAGUCCACUUAUGAGAAAUCAAAGAACGGAGAAUCUUCCUACGAAAGAAAAUAUUCAAAAGCGUCUAUAUCUAAUGGCUCCGUAACCAGUGAUUUCGAGUCUUCAAGGUCUGUAAAGAAAUCCGAGUCUGUGGACGGAAAACCAAUUUUCACGAAGACCAUCGAAGGGCAGAACAUCGAACCGGGUGAAAACGCGGCAUUCGAAUGUUGUCUUCACGAUUCUGAGGAGGUGAAGGUGACUUGGCUGAAGGACAACAAGCCGCUGACCGACCGCCUGAUGGACCGCUGCUCCAUCACCUCGAUAGAUGGCGCUUUCAGGCUGAAGCUCAUGCACUGCAGGGAAGACGACGCCGGCACUUACACCGCCAUUGCGGAGAAUAAAAAGGGCAAUGCCCAUUGCACCGCUCAGUUAGUCGUCCAGGAGCUAACUCCAGAAGAAAGGAAAGAAAGGAAUGCUCUUAACGCGCCUUACUUUUUGGUGGCGCUGAAAGAUACUGAGAUUUUAGAAAACACUUACCUACGUUUUAUGGUGAGGGUCAAAGGUGACCCCAAUCCAACAGUUAAAUUCUACCGAGACGGAAAAGAGAUAGUAACUCGUUCUGAGAACGACCGCGUGUCUAUAGUGCGCACGCGCGCCGAGCACGGCUCCUACGAGCUGGUGAUCGCCGACGUGCAGCCCGGCGACGCCGGCCUCUACGCCUGCCGCGCCAUGAACAUCUACGGUGAAGUGGAAACCGAAGCUAAAGUCACCGUUGUUGAUGACAAGAACAUAUUUGGAGAACUACUCCCGGGUGGUGAAGGGUUGCUGGCGAAAGGAGAAAAAGCCACAUUCACAUGGAAGAGAGAUGGACAACCUUUCGACCCCGAAGAAAGAUUCAAGGUUUUGCUGGGUGAUGAUGAGGACUCGCUGGCACUGGUAUUCCAGCAUGUGAAGCCAGAAGACGCCGGUCUCUACACCUGCGUCGCCAAGACCAGCACUGGCAACAUCUCAUGCUCCGCAGAGCUCACCGUACAAGGUGCGGUCCAUGAACUGCACCGGGAGCCGGAGAAGCCGACGCUGGUGAUUGAGCACCGGCAGGCUGUCGUGGCUGCCGGCGGCUCAGCCAUGCUGGAGCUGCAGUGCAAAGGCUACCCCAAGCCCAACGUCGUCUUCAAACACGACGGACAGGUUGUGGAGCCCGACACCAGGCACAAGUUCCUGUACGAGGACGAGGAGUCGAUGUCGCUGGUGAUAAAGAAUGUGACGGCGGCGGACGCGGGCGAGUACCAGGUGACGGCCAGCAACGAGCUCGGCGAGGACACCACCGUCAUGCACCUUCUCGUCAAGGACGCGCCCAGGAUUAAGAAGAAGAUUGAGAACCAGUCCUGUAUGGUGGGCGACACACACACAGUUACAGUUGAGGUGGAGGGCACACCAAUUCCGGAGGUCAGCUUCUACAAGGACGGCGCAGAACUGAAGAGUUCUGAGCGGAUUGUCAUCGUCAAAGAGUCCGACUACGUCCACAAAAUUACAAUAAAGGACGCCAAGCUAACGGACACGGGAUCUUAUUCAGUCGUCGCUAAGAACGAGGUGAACCAGUGCUCGGACUUCUGGCAGUGGCACGUGUCCUCAGCGCCCAAGAUUGUGAAGAAACUGGGCGGUUCCAAGGUUUGCGAGGAGAAGGAGACUGUCACCUUCAAGGUUGAGACUGAAUCAGAUCCAGCGCCUGAUGUUAAAUGGUUCAAAAAUAAAACAGAGCUGAAAGAGUCAUCGACGAUUAAGAUAUCAUCAUCAGGCGAGGCUCAUUCGCUGGUCAUCACCUCCGCCGCGCGCGCCGACGCCGGGGAGUACUCCUGCGAAGUCCGCAACGUGCACGGUUCAGCGAGCGACUCGUGCGUGCUGAACGUGCGAUGCGCGCCGCAGUUCCGGCAGCGGCUGCGUGACGUCACCGCCAGUGAGGGUGACGUCAACGUCGAGUUCACCGUCGACGUUGAAGCGUACCCCGAGCCCAAAGUACAAUGGUACCUGGGCGACGUGGAGAUAACCGAGAAGAAGUCGGUGUACACCCGUGUGGAUAACGGCAGCUCGCACAAGCUGAUCUUGAAGGAGGUGUCUGCGGAGAUGUCCGGCCAGUACUCCUGCAAGGUCACCAACGACCUCGGCAGCGACUCCUGCCACGCCACAUUCACUGUCAAUAGGAAGCCACGGAUCACAAAGAGCUUAGUAGACAUGACCGUGGAUGCUGGACAAACUCUGAAGCUGGAGGUGGAAGUGGAAGGCUGCCCCGAGCCCAAGGUCAAGUGGUACAAGGACGGCAAGGAGGUCACUACCGACGCUAGAAUCAAAAUAGAACGAGACACCAAAAGAUUGGAGAACUAUAACUUAACAGUGACUCUUGUGAAGGAAGAAGACGGUGGAGAGUACGAAGUUAGGGCUGAAAAUGAAAUGGGUAGCGUGAGCUCCAAGAGCACUGUCACCGUACACACUAAAGAAGUUCAUUCAAGAUUCAAAAAAGAAACAAUACUUGAAAAAGAAGUCGAGGAAGAUAGCAAACCUAAAAAGCAAGAAACUAAAGAACUUCUUGAGGAUGAUAAAGACACGGCAACUAUCAAUAAAACUAAAACAGAAAAGAUCGAAGAAAAACUUAUUGACGAUACUUCAAAGAACGUAAGGUUUGAAAAUGUCGAGCAGACAGCUGAAAAAGCUAAAAAGUCACUCACUGAAUCAGAAGUAAUAGAAGAUAAAUCAUUCUCUGAAGUUGACGAUAGUCUUAAAGCAAAGAAAACCACAGUUAAUGAUUGUGAUAUACAACCAAAACAAGGGAAACUUUCAGAACUGGAAGUAGCAGAAGAGAAGUCAUUCUGGGAUGACGUUGAAGAUGAUUUUAAACCCAGGAAAACCAAAGUAAAUGAUGCUAAUUUAAAUUCACAAGAAACAAAACAGUCCUUCACGGAACCAGAAUCAGUAGAAGAAAAAUCUAUUUGGGACGAAAAUGUAAAUGAAAGCACUCAAAAAACAUUGGUCAAUGAGAUUACUAAUGAACCUCAAAAAGUUAAAAGAUCAUUUUCCAAACCGGAAGUAGCUGAAGAAAGAUCUAGUGGAAAUGAUGAAAUUGAAGACCAACCUAAAAUACCCCAUGUUGAGGAAAUACAAAAUAAGCCGCAAAAGUCUAGAAAAUCAUUCUCAAAACCUGAUGAAGUAGAAGAAAAAUCAUUUUGGAAAGACACAGAAAAUGAAGAAAUUAAGAAAGUAACAGAACAAGAAGUAAUUGACAAACCACAAAAAGGAAACAAAUCCUUUUCGGAACCUGAAGAAGCUGAAACUAAAUCGUUCUGGGAUGACAUUGAUGGCGAACAAAGUAAGAGUGUGCAAAUUGAUAAUAGUGAAGAAGUGCCCAGAAAAUCUAAAGAAUCGAUAACAGAACAAGAUAAUCAGCAAUUGAAAGACUUGAAAUAUGAUGAAAAGACAAGUGGAAAAUCUUUGCCAGAAUCUGAAUCAGUCGAAACAAAAUCUUUUUGGGAUGAUAAUGAAAGUGAACAACCCCAAAAGUUACAAGUAGAUGAAUCUAAGGAAAAGCCUAAAAACUCUAUAAAGUCAAUCACAGAAGCUGAAAGCGUCCAAACAAAAUCAUUUUGGGAUGAAAAUGAAUAUGAACAAAUUAAAAAACCUGAAGUUAAAGAGAUAGGAAAUGAUAUACAAAAGAGUAACAAAGGAAUAACGGAACCUGAAAAUAUAACAAAAGUAGAAAUAGAAGAAGACUUGAAGCCUUCAAGACGUAAAUCUGUUAAAAAACAAUCUCUUAAAGAAGAGCCGAUAAGUGCUGAAAAAGAAGGCCGAGUGUUCGAAACAAUAACCACAUUCAAGACAGGCGAGGACGGGUCUAUUGUUGUGUCUAAGGUCAGCAGCACCUGCUCCCACGGCGCCAUUAUCACAGGUCCUGCCGAAACACACACUUUGCAUAAAAUGACAUCGAAAUACUACGAUGAUGAUGAUGAUGAGUGCACCAGAAAAGUUAUACGACCCAAUAAGCCACAUACUACUUCUUUAGAAGUAGAAGAAAUUGCAAGUCACAGUUAUUUUCUAUCCGAUUUGGGUUACUAUACAGUGCCGGACCAUGUCAGGAGAGGCACAUAUGGUAUUAUAGAAGAACCGCAGACCGAUUCCGAUGCUGACAGUUUGAGAUACGGACGAUUUACCGGAAAUAGAACGGUUUCUAUCCAUUCCGUUUCGGAAGAUGAGAACAGCUUGCACAACGAGUCGUUGUCGCGGGAAAUAUCAAUUGAAGAUUUAUCAAAAACAAUAUUUGAAAUAGAUGAAACUCGAAAAGUGUUCAGCAAAGACUCAUACGUUCGUCAGUCUUCUAUCAAGGAAGAUUACUUGACGAACGAUGGAGACGAGGAAUAUGUUAUAUUAACUGAAAAACGUCAAAAAGUUUUUGAAAAUGAUAUCACUGAAAAACUUAUAGAUAUUCGCAAAGAAUUUGAUGAAAAUGUAUUUAAAAAUAUUGAAGAAAAGGCAGAUGACGUUAAAAAUCGAAUAAUCGAGGAAUUAGUCAUAGGAGACGUAAUGAACCAUGACAACAUAACAAAAGAUGUCACCGAGACGACCGUGGAGAAAAAGAAAAAACAAAGCGGAAAAUUAUUCUGCGUAGAAGAGGAGGACGAUAGAGAAGUGGAAGCCUUGCUGAGACGCAGUCAGAGACAGAGAAGCAUAUUAGACGAUAUUAUAAAUCAAGAAGAUGUGAAAGCACCACCGAAACUGAAAGAGAGCAGCAUGAAAGAUAGCAGUGUGUUCGAAUCCCUACCUCUGGUGUUUACUGUGGAAGCGAGUGGUUCGCCGAAGCCAACGGUGCGUUGGCUGCACGAUGGCAAAGAGGUCAAGCCAGAUGCCAGGAUCCGCAUCACCAACGAUGGAGACCUGUACAAACUAGAAGUGGACAAGGCCGAACUCGGAGACGCCGGCAAAUGGCAGUGCGAGAUCAGCAAUAAUCUUGGAAAAGAUGUUCUUCAGGCAGAAAUAACUGUGAAACCUGAGAGUGAGCUACGCAAGCCUAUCUUCAAGACGCCACUGGAAGCACAGCGCGUGAUGCAGCGCGAGCCGGUGACACUGCGCGCGGUGUGCACGGCGGACCCGCUGCCGCACGUCGCCUGGCUGCUCAACGGGCACGAGCUCACCCCAGAUGCCACGCUGCUCAUCGACGCUGAGAGCAAAGACAUCGAACACGGACUCAAGGAGUGCGUCUUCACUCUUCGUAUUCCCACUGGUCGUCACGCGGACACCGGUGUGUACACUAUUGAAGCAAAGAAUAAGUACGGAGUGGGCGAGAGCUCUGCGCGCCUCGACAUUCUGCUACGGCCGGAAAUUGAGGGCCUGAAGGACGUCACCGCCAUGCCGUACGAGGAGACCACCUUCAUCGCUAAGAUUCAGGCCAACCCCAUCGCUGAAGUGCAAUGGAGCAAAGACGGAUACGUCAUAAAGCCGUCGUCGAAGAUCGAUAUAGAGGAGGACAAGGGCUCGGAGACGCACAAGCUGGUGGUGAAGAAGGUUACCCUGGAGGACGCCGGCGUGUACAGUGUCACCGCCAAGAAUGAGAUCGGGGAAGCCUCGCAACAAGCUAAGCUUACAGUUCACACGGACAAGCCGGUGUUCACAAAGCCGCUGCAGAAGGAGACGGUGAAGGACUACGCGGACUGCACGUUGAAGGUGCGCUGCGACGGCGUGCCCAAGCCCGAGGUGCGCUGGUUCGUCAACGGCAAGCAGGUGGUCAACGACGAGCGCCACACCGUCACCACGGAGGUCGGCGGUCAGGUCGACAGCGAGCUCGAGAUCAAACACUUUAAUACAUCCGAUGCUGGCAAGUACGUGGUGCGCGCUGUGAGCUUGUCUGGUGAGGCGGAGUGCGAGGCUGUGAUCUCGAUGGCGCAGACUCCGCCGGGCUUCGCGCACAAGCUGGAGCGCCAGAAGGACGUCGACGAGGGCGAGCCUCUCGAGCUCAAGGCCAAGCUCGACGGCAGCCCCAUACCCACUGCCAAAUGGUACAAGGACGGCGCCCCCCUGGCCGCGGAGGACUCGCGCGUGAAGCAGAGCGCGCUGCCGGACGGCACAGUGAGGCUGAGCAUAGAGCACGUCACUCCCGCCGACUGCGGCGCGUACAAACUUGUCAUCACCAGCCCCAACGGAGAGAACUCAGCGCUCUGCGCCGUCGCCGUCAACCCUACACCGCGCAAACCGUCGUUCAGCGAGCCGCUGGAGGAUGUGAAAGCAGUGGUGGGUCAGCCGCUCAAGCUGCAGGCGCGCGUCAUGGCCUUCCCCGCACCCGAGGUCAAGUGGUUCAAGGACGGUCUUCCGAUCCGUCCGUCGCAAGCCGUCAACUUCAUCAACCAGCCGGGCGGCGUCAUCGGUCUGAGCAUCGACAGCUGCCGGCCGGAGGAUGCGGGUCAGUACGCGCUCACUGUCGCCAACAAGCUCGGCGACGUCGAGUCCAAGGCCAAGGUCGAGGUCCUGCAGAAGGAGCGCAAGCCCGCCUUCGUCGCCGAGCUCAUGCCCGUCAAGGUCAUCGAAGGAUUCCCUGCUAAACUGGAAGUUAAAGUGCUGGGACAUCCACCGCCGGUCAUCAAAUGGACACACAAUGGUCAAGAGAUAGUUCCGGACGGCACCCGUAUCCGAGUAGUGACGCAGCCGGACGGUGCGGUGGCACUGCUCAUAGCCGAAGCCAAGGCGCCGGAUGCCGGACAGUACGGCGUUAUCGCGGCCAACGACAAGGGGGAGACAUCUUGCACCGCCGAGCUCAGUGUUGCCAGUCGCGAGGAUGACUCGUCGCCACAAGAAAAGCCGCGCUUCGUGCACGGUCUGCGAGAGACGACGGCGGACGAGGGCCAGCCCCUGACCCUCAGCGCGCCCUUCGCGGGCAACCCCGUGCCUGAAGUGGCCUGGACCAAAGACGGCCAGCCGCUCAUACCCAGCGAGAGGCUACUGCUGACUUGUGAUGGCAAGAGGGUCGGUUUAGAGAUCAACCCCGUGGUGCCGGCGGACGCGGGCGUGUACUCGGUGCGGCUCAGCAACCCGCUGGGCGAGGACAGCAGCGAGGCCCCUGUCAACGUGCGCAAGGUCUUCCAGCCGCCCACCUUCUCGCAGAAGUUCACCGACCUGCAGCAGUUGCCGUCCUUGGACGCCAAGUUCUCAGCGCGCGUGCACGGCAAGCCUACGCCCGAGGUGUCGUGGUACCGGGACGGGCGGCCGCUCACCGCCGGAGACAAGUACGGCAUCAAGCGCGACGGCGAGGCCUGCUGCCUCUACGUGCGCGACCUCGUGCUCGACGACGCCGGCACAUACAAGUGCGUGGCCAGGAACAAAGAGGGCGAGGCCGUCUGCGAAGCUGCACUGGAAGUUGUCGAUAAAAUCGGUCGCCAGCAGCGCGCGGAGCCGCCGUCCUUCCUGAAGCGCAUCGGCGACGCGGAGAUAGUGCGCGGUCUGCCUGUCAAGUUCACCGCCUGCGUCACCGGCUCGCCCGAACCUGAAGUCGAAUGGUAUCGCAACGACGAGAAGCUGUUCCCGUGCGAGCGCAUCCGCAUGGACCACGAGUCCACGGGCCUGCUGCGGCUCAGCAUCAGCGGCGCGGACCACGGCGACGUCGGCACCUACCGCUGCAGGAUCUACAACCCUCACGGCGAGGACUCCUGCAUUGCCAACCUCACUUACGACACGCUCGAACCCGUUUCGAGUAAGCGACCGAUCUCGGAGCAGUACUCGGAGUUCGACAAGAUGAAGAAGACGGGUGUGCCCAUGCCACUGAGCGACAAGCCCAUCAUCUCGCGUAUGGCCGACCGCCAUCUCACGCUCUCCUGGCGCCCCUCCAUCCCGCACGGCCCGCGCUUCCCCGUCACCUACCAGGUGGAGAUGUGCGAGAUGCCGGACGGCGACUGGUUCACGGCGCGCACCGGACUGCGCUCCUGCGUCUGCGACAUCCGCAACCUCGAGCCCUUCCGGGACUACAAGUUCCGCGUGCGAGUCGAGAACAAGUACGGCGUGAGCGAACCCUCGCCCUACGCGGUGACGCAGCGCGCGCGGCUGGAGCCCGACCCGCCCAAGUUCGUGCCCUACCUGGAGCCGGGCAUCGACUUCCGGCCGGAGACCUCGCCCUACUUCCCGCGGGACUUCGACAUCGAGCGGCCGCCGCACGACGGGCACGCGCAGGCGCCGCGCUUCCUGCGCCAGGAGCACGACGCGCAGUACGGCGUCAAGGGCCACAACGCCAACCUCUUCUGGUUCGUGUACGGCUACCCCAAGCCCAAGAUGACGUACUUCUUCAACGACGAGCCCAUCGAGAUCGGCGGCCGGUACGACUGGAGCUACACCAGGAACGGACAGGCCACUCUGUUCAUUAACAAGAUGUUGGAGCGCGACGCGGGCUGGUACGAGGCGGUGGCGACCAACGAGCACGGUCAGGCGCGGCAGCGAGUGCGGCUGGAGCUGGCCGAGUACCCGCGCUUCAUCACGCGGCCGCAGGAGACCGUGGUGCUGCAGCGCCGCACGGCGAGGCUGGAGGCGCGUCUCACCGGCGUGCCCUACCCCGACAUCAAGUGGUACAAGGACUGGCAGCCGCUUGCGCCCAGCACCAGGAUCAAGAUGCAGUUCAUUGAGCCGGACACGGUGAUCCUUGUGAUCCACGACGCCAUCCUGAAGGACGAGGGUCUAUAUUCGGUGUCGGCGCGCAACGUGGCCGGCGCCGUCAGCUCCUCCGCCAUGCUGCACGUCGAGGAGAGCGAGCACGAGUAUUCCACCAGAAUCCGCGAGCACCCGCCACGUGUGAAGCCGAGCAGCAAGCCCUUUGGGGACUUCUACGACAUCGGCGACGAACUGGGCCGCGGCGUGCAGGGAGUUGUCUAUCACGCUGCGGAGAGACUCACCGGUCGCAACUACGCAGCAAAGAUAAUGCACGGACACUCGGAGUUGAAGCCGUUCAUGAAGAACGAGCUGGACAUCCUCAAUCUGCUGAGCGACCGGCACCUGGUGCGGCUGUACGACGCCUACGAGCGUGAGCACACACUGGCGCUGGUGCUGGAGCUGGCCGCCGGCGGAGAGCUCGUCCGCGACCGCCUCCUCAGGAGCCAGGGCUACACGGAGCGCGAGAUCGCGGGCUACGUGCGGCAGCUGCUGCGCGGUCUGCGUCACAUGCACGACAACAACAUUGCGCAUCUCGGACUCACCAUCGGCGAGCUGGUGCUGUCGCACGCGGGUAGCGACGAGCUGAAGCUGUGCGACUUCGGUCUGUCGCGGCGCAUCCUGGCGGAGCGUCUCGCGGCGCUGCAGUACGGCGUGCCCGAGUACGUGGCGCCCGAGGUGGCGCGCGGCGAGGGCGUGGCCUUCUCCGCCGACAUGUGGAGUGUCGGCAUCAUCACCUACAUCCUGCUCAGCGGACACUCGCCCUUCCGCGGACACAACGACAGGGAGACCCUCACCAGAGUUCAAGACGGUUCGUGGUCGUGGCACGACGAGUCGUGGUGGUCGCGACUAAGUAUGGAGUGCCGCGACUUCAUCUCGCGCCUGCUGGUGGUGGACUGGCGCCAGCGCAUGGACGUGCGCGCCGCACUGGACCACCCCUGGCUCACGCGCGCCGACAAGAUCUACCACGACGAGUUCCUCAUCACCACGGAUAGACUACGGAACUACUACAACCUAUACAGGGACUGGAUCAGCAACGCACAAUGCCGGACAUGGUUCCGCCGCCGGCCGCUCUCCGGCGCCUUCGACCAUCCCUCCAAGAUGGUGUAUCCACCCGGAGAGAUAUACACACCUGAAUAUCGUGGAUCGCCGGAGCGCGAGCCGCGGGAUCGCGCCGCUCCGGACCUCAGCAUGCCGCACUGGGACCACCCCGACUGGGAGGUCUCCGCCACCUCCGAGAGCCAUUACCAGAACGGGCCGGACACGUACCUGCUGCAGUUGCGAGACACGCAGUUCCCUGUGCGUCUGCGCGAGUACAUGAAGGUGGCCUGCGACCGCUCGCCCGCCUACAACCUCAGCGUGCACGACGCAUACGACCCUCGGACUCCAAUCAUCCGCGAACGUCGUCGCUUCACCGACAUCAUGGACGAGGAGAUCGACGACGAGCGCCGCGACAGGAUCAACCGCUACGGCAGCGAGAGCUACACCAUCCGCCGGCUGCGGCACGAGCUCGGCACCCGCCUCGACAGCUACGCGGAGGCCCAGGCCCUCAUGGAGGCCAAGAAGGACGGACAGCUGCCCUUCUUCCGGGAGAAGCCGCAGAUCCUUCCCAUCCGGGAGGGCGAGCCCGCCCAGCUCUCCUGCUACGCCGUGGGAGAUCCCAAGCCGAGCAUCCAGUGGUUUAAGAACGACAUGGUCAUAGCCGAAGGACAGCGCAUCAAGAUAAUCGAGGACGAGGACGGCCGCUCCACGCUCAAAUUCGACCCCUCGAUGCAUCACGACGUCGGGUUCUAUAAAGUUGUAGCGAGAAAUAAAGUCGGCCAAACCGUGGCGAGGACGAGAAUAGUGGAGGCCACCAGCCCCGACGCCCCCGACAGCCCCACGGUCGCAGACUUGUCCGAUACGGAGGUGCUGCUCAGGUGGAAGCAGCCGAAGUACGACGGCAACUCCCCGGUGCUGUGCUACAGCCUGCAGUACAAGGAAGGCGACAGCGUCGACUGGAAGACGGUCGCCGAGAACAUCGACCACGAGUUCUUCGUGGUGCGCGGCCUUCAGCCCGAGACCAGCUACCAGUUCAGGCUGGCCUCGAGGAACAGGAUCGGCUGGAGCGACAAGGGCAUCCCGACCAACCUGGUGAAGACGAAGGAGGCGGGCGCCGCGAAAAUAGAAGUCACGAAAGCCAUGAAACACCUGCAGCAGCUGACGGAAUCCGGACAGGAGAUCGUCUUGAACGAGGAGAAACCGAGACUGGACUACGGCGCCGAGAACGAGCCCAAAGACUGGGACACGAGCGAGUCCUUCACCGAGAGGUACAGCUUCAUAUCGGAGCUAUGGCGCGGCAAGUUCUCAAUAGUCGUGAAAGGAAUCGACAAGACCAACGAUAGCGUCGUGGUCGCAAAAAUUUUGGAAUGCCGACCGGAAACAGAGAUUCAAGUACAAAGGGAAUUCGAAUGUUUGAGGAGGCUCAGACACGAGAGGAUAUCUAACUUGCUGGGCGCCUACCAGACUCCCGGGUCGCCGGUGGCCGCGCUCAUAUUAGAAAAACUACAAGGAGCCGACAUCCUGACGUAUCUCUCGAGUCGGCACGACUACACCGAACAGAUGGUCGCGACCAUCGUCAUUCAGAUCCUGGACGCGCUGCAGUACCUGCACUGGCGGGGCUACUGCCACCUCGACCUGCAACCCGACAACGUGGUCAUGUCCUCGGUGAGGGCCAUCCAGGUCAAACUCAUCGACUUGGGAUCGGCGCACAGAGUCACCAAGCUAGGAACCAGCGUGCCACAAGUGGGCGAAUUGGAAUACAAAGCGCCCGAGGUGAUCAACGACGAGCCGGCGUUCCCACAGAGCGACAUCUGGUCGCUGGGCGUGCUCACCUACAUCAUGCUGUCGGGCACUUCGCCCUUCCGCGGCGCAGAUGACUCGGAGACCAAACAGAACAUCUCCUUCGUGCGCUACCGCUUCGAGCACCUUUACAAGGAGAUCACGCAGGAGGCCACGCGGUUCCUGAUGUUCGUGUUCAAGAAGGUACCCCUGAAGCGGCCGUCAGCGGAGGAGUGCUACGAGCACCGCUGGCUCGCGCAAUCAGACUUCAUACACAAGAAACGCGAGAGAGCCGUCUUCCUCGGCAACAGGCUAAAGGAAUUCUCGGAGGAAUAUCACGAGAAGAAAGCGCGGGAAGCGUCCCAAGCUGACACCGUAGCGACGGCAUUCGGACAGGUGGCCGCGCGACAUCUCACGCGCUCCAACAGCAUCCAGGAGGAACUGCUCACCAACUUCUCCAGCCACUGACCACCGCUCACCACUCACUCACCAUUCAUCACCUCUCACCGUUAAACCAGAACAAAUUAUUAAAUGCUGUUCAAACGAUAGUUUAUUAUAAAAAUCAUAGAUUAUUUAUGGUAAUGUUUGAAAAGAAUGGAAUUUAAAUGUUAACAAUUUAUUUUUACUCUCACUGGUCAUCAAUAUAUGCUAAUGCUAAUUAAGUAUUCACUGACAAGUUGUAACACAAACAAUAA
Messenger RNA from Papilio machaon (common yellow swallowtail), 20097 nucleotides. RefSeq names its product obscurin (gene Obsc). Gene Ontology annotation, biological process: protein phosphorylation. The transcript has 59 exons. Gene Ontology annotation, molecular function: guanyl-nucleotide exchange factor activity; ATP binding; protein kinase activity. The record is from RefSeq and is a predicted model, not a curated record. NCBI's taxonomy places the organism in Eukaryota, Metazoa, Arthropoda, Insecta, Lepidoptera, Papilionidae. The coding region runs from base 227 to 19870 and encodes 6547 amino acids.